AUGCCAGCUGGCAUUAGCCUCGUGCUCUGUAUUCUUCUGCCAUGGAAUGUGGCAAAUUCAGCAGAUAUGGACAUUUUGCCUGGCAUAUUGAAAGAUUUGGGCCUGCCAGAUGAGGACUUGCUGCCCUAUGAAAGCUACAAACACAGGCUGGAAAAUAAGACUUUAAGGUGCAAACAAAUUCCCAGAGAUAUAGUGUCGCUCCGGACUAUCAAAGGCCAUUGUCGCGUCACGGCCAUUGAAAUUCACACCAAGAAUUUGAUCGGACACCUGUCCAAAGAGAUUCGGCACUUGACGAUGUUGAGAAUGAUCAACCUUCGCAGCAAUCGGUUAACUGGGCCUAUUUUUGACCUUGGGGCACUAAUAUCAUUGCAGGUCUUGGACCUUUCUGGUAAUCUGCUGUCGGGUCCUAUUCCAAACUUGCCUGACAGUUUGGUGCAGAUUUUCUUGUCCAACAACAACUUGACCGGUAGAGUCCCGAGCUUGGGGAAAUUCGAGAAACUGCAGCAGCUCUAUUUGGCGGGCAAUCAACUUUCAGGCCACAUCCCUCGGGAACUAGGCGGGAUGCGGAAAUUGCAAAAACUGUCAUUUGCACGUAACCAGUUGAAAGGCUCCAUUCCGGGUGACCUUUGCAAAGGUGGCCUGCGAAGUGUGUCCUUGGCAUACAACCGCCUGAACGGAACGAUUUCGGAAGAGGUCAUUUGGAAUUGCACCGCUCUACAGAAACUGAAUCUUGGACACAAUUUCCUGACCGGCGAGAUCCCUCCAGCGCCGCUGAUGCAAGACACCAGUUUUCGACUGAAGCAACUUCGCUUGAAUGACAAUCAGUUGGAGGGUCCGAUUCCUUCUUUGGAGAAGCUGGAAAAGCUGGUCGAGUUGAGCCUUGCGGGUAACAAGUUGACAGGUUCAAUCCGUGCGUUGGCCUUAGGCAUGCCCUCUCUCCAGACCUUGGAUUUGUCCAGGAACCUCCUGGAAGGUGUGAUUCCAAAUCUGAGAAAUCUCACAGCGCUGAAGCACCUGAGUUUGGAACACAACUUCUUUAGCGGCCCUUUUCCAGACACAUUUUGCCACAUGGCCCUGGUAAGUCUACACCUCAAUUACAAUCACUUCAGUGGAGAACUUCCCGAUUGCUUUGAGUGGUCCAGUAGCUUCCGAAAUUUGAUGGUGCUCUUUUUGGGCAACAACCACUUCAGUGGGCCCCUACCGGAUUUGACCAGCUUGGAACAUCUAGCAGUGGUGACUCUACAUAUGAAUGCCUUCUCCGGCCCCCUUCCGACCCUGGCGACCAAUGUCUCUGUGGCGACCUUCCACGAUAACGAGCUGAGUGGUGCCAUUCCGAACAUGAAGUUGCGCAAGAGAUGCAUCGACAACGAACGGUUCUACCUCCGGGGAUUGACCUGCAAGAGGAUAGGGAAGAAGCUGAAGCAAAGGCGUUUGCGAUGCGAAGAGAUUGCGACCAAGUACCACAAGGACCCUGGAGCCUUGUUGGCCAAUUGUCCAAGAACUUGUGAUGCCUGUUGGAAGUCUGAGCUGUGGCCAUCGAUCACUUUGCAUUCCAACCGACUCUCAGGUGAGGUCCCCAGCCAAAUGAGCGCUGAUAGAUCAGUGGAAGUUCGGGCUUUGGCUGUGAUGGGCAACAUGUUGGGCGUUGGUGAAGAGUUGAAUGCGACCUGGAUCCACGACGAGGAAGAACAGGAAUUUCUGUACAAUUCACGGGCGUCCUUCACAAGUGAGAGGAUGAUCGUGAUCCAAUUCUCCGUUCUUGUCAUCAUUGGUUGGCCUCUCAAGAGGUGGAUCGAAAGUGCGCUCCGGAUCAAACAUGCCAAUGCCGUGGGCAGAAAAUUGAUGAAAUCCUACGUGAAAGUCUUGCGGAUUACCAGUGGCAUUGCCGCCUUCAGCGUGUUUAUCUUGCCCAUGUACUUCUGCAGUAGCAGGUACUAUACGAGAGCAGGAAGGACUCUGUCACGCAGCAUGGCGGCUUAUUUGGAGAGCGAUGUGUUUGAGGUCUUGGUGGUCUUCGCUUGGUCUUUGAUGGCAGCGUUCAAUUCCGUGGCCGUGAUCACCUUAAAAGAUGACCGGGCCAGAUACCAACGAGGAGAUCACCGGGGAUGA
Molecule: messenger RNA, 2109 nt
Organism: Durusdinium trenchii
Lineage: Eukaryota; Dinophyceae; Suessiales; Symbiodiniaceae
Source: the annotation of a GenBank genome assembly